CUUCCAUUCAAACUUGCCUCAGCAGCCACCACUUCCUUAACAAAUCCAACCCCCAAAACCAAAAAAAGGUCAUUCCUUUUUUUCCCCAGGCAAUGUUGGCAUGAAUGUUCGCCACCGGAGAGCUCAUACCAACCAGCAGCCCGCGGCAGCCGGAGCCGAGCCAAUCGGAGCAAGCCACGCCGAGGGUGCUAACCAUCCUUGCCCAUGUACUGGAGAAGCUCGUGGCCAGAAACGACCGGCUGCUGGCAGGUGCUGAUGGUGGGAAGAGCUUGAAUGCGUUUCAUGGCGUCAGGGCGCCCAAUAUAAGCAUAUUGAAGUACCUGGAGAGGCUGUUCAAGUACACCGAUUGCAGCCCUUCGUGCUUCGUGGUGGGUUAUGUUUACAUCGAUCGGCUGAUUCAUAAGUACCCUGAUUCUCUCUUGGUUUCCCUCAAUGUCCAUCGAUUGCUCGUCACUAGCAUCUUGGUUGCUUCCAAGAUGCUCGAUGAUGUGGCACCAGAGCAAUGCAUUCUACGCCAAAGUUGGGGGAGUGAGCAACGCAGAACUGAACAAGCUGGAAAUGGAGCUGUUGAUCCUCCUGGACUACGGCGUUACUGUAACUUGUCGGGUGUUCGAGAGCUACUGUGCCCACCUGGAACAGGAGAUGCUGGUGAACGGCAGCGUUCUGAGGAUUGAGAAGCCAGUGGUUAUGGUGGAUGAUGGCCAUGCUGGUGGCUCUACCAGCACUACUAAUACUACUACUGAAGUUUCUCUUGUGGAAGAAGACGAAGAAGAACAAGAAGACGGGAAAUUGGCUUCUUUGUCGACCCAGAAACCAGCUGCUGGCAGUCCUGCUGCACAUCAUCGCACGAAAUCCCUUUAACCCCCAACAGUGAUAACUGAUAAUUCAUGUUUACUACCCGUGUAUCCUGCUUUAAACAAACCCAAGUCUUCUUGCGAUUAAAACUAGUUGUAUCAGUUUCGGUAAUGCAAAAUUUAGUCCAAGCGGUCCAUACUCCAUUGUGUGUCAACACUCAACAAUAAUUAGAGGUGGCAAUUGGAUCGGAUUCGUGGAUCCGUGGAUCGGAUUCGUGAAUCCAUGGAUCAAAUGGAUUGGAUCUAAUGGAUUGGUGGAUU
Molecule: messenger RNA, 1115 nt
Organism: Linum tenue
Lineage: Eukaryota; Viridiplantae; Streptophyta; Magnoliopsida; Malpighiales; Linaceae
Source: the annotation of a GenBank genome assembly